GGUUUUGUCUGGGGAUGAAAUUCUGUUAAAUAAAAACCACUGGCGGAAAACUGGAGUACAAAGUGGGGUCCAAGUCCAGAGGGUGAUAUGGCCGGAAGACGACUAGGGGUGACUUGAGUAGCGUAUGCUUUUUGCAUGGAGGAAGAAGAAGAAGCAGCAGCCGCAAGCCGUCCAUAUUGACUCUUUUUUUUUUUUCUCUCUCUCUUCCAAAACCAAAAUCUAGAACCCUCUCUGCACGUAUAUCUUAAUGAUUCUCUUUCAUCUGAAUACGACCCUUUUCUGAAAUCCAAGCUAAACCAUCUACCUUUCUAUGUAAUAACCAAUCCAUGCUCUUUUGAUUAACUUUCUCAGGUGUCCAACCAGGAGGUUUUUUUUAAGUCUCUGUUUGUUCUCGACGGAUUCUGCUACUAAGAGCUGUUUCUGGAAUUGGGAAAAUCCUAUGUCCUGAUUGCUUGCUAAGAGGAGUAUCUACCAUCAAAGGCUAGAAAAAUGGGGGCCUCAGGCUCCAAAAUAGAAGAAGAUAAAGCAGUGCAGCUAUGUCGUGAAAGGAAGAAGUUUAUAAAGCAGGCACUUCAUUUCAGAUGGUUGCUGGCAACCACUCAUGUUACAUAUAUUCAGUCAUUAAGAAGUACAGGAAGUGCUCUUAGGAAGUUUGUUGAGCCUGAAGCUCCAGUUGAAUCUUCCUUGUACACUUCCACUAAUGCAACCCCAGAACCACCUGCUUUAACUGAGAAGUCUCUCUCUCAGCAAUCAUUCUCUUCUCCAUAUAGUCCACUACAAGUAGAUAUAACUGAAACCUUUUCUCCAUCUCCUUCUCCUCCCAGUUCCAGUCACUUUCAAGCAAACCAUAUGAAAUUUUUUGGUUUUCCAUCAAAAAAGAUUGAAGAAAGACCCUCUGAGCCUGUUAUUGCUACGGUGACAGCUUCAAAUCCUCCACAGAAUACUGCACGUCAUUCCACUGAAAAACCAGAAUCAUCACCAAUUGAGGGAUCUUCUGUGCGACCAGGAACUCCACUAUGGGAUUACUUUGCUCUUUCCCAUCCAAUUGACCAUCAAUUUUCCUUUCAAGAAGGGAAGGAAUUGAACCAAGGUUUGGAGAAUGCUUAUUCUACAAGGCAGCUUAGGGAACAGGAGGGAAUUCCUGAGUUUGAAGAAGAAGAUAAAGCGUCUUUCUGUGAAAGGGAAGAAUCUUGUGAUUCAGAUGAUGAAUUUGAUGAGCCUUCUGCAGAUACCCUUGUUCGAAGUUUUGAGAAUUUGCAUAGGGUACAUGAGCAUAAUGCGGCGAGUGCAUCGCCCAUUUUACAUUCUGGAGGAAGUGUAGCUUCAGAAACUGAGUUCAUGAAUGGGGAAAGAAACUCUCCUGAUUUAUCACCGUUAAAGGCCACAUCAUCAACUGUUAAUGGUCCAACUGAUGCAAACAAAAAACCUUUGAAAGAAGAUUCUGCUGGAAAUGAGGUUUCUCCUAAAGACUUCCUUUCAAGCAUGAAGGAGAUUGAGUCUCUCUUUACAAAAGCUUCUGAUUCUGGGAAAGAAAUUCUAAGGAUGCUUGAAGCAAAUAAAUUGCAUUUUCGGCCAAUUUUCCCAGGGAAAGAAAGUGUAUCAAAGGCGUCCAUUUUCCUCAGGGCUUGUUUCUCUUGUGGGGAAGAUCCAAGCCAAGUUAAAGAGGAGCCUCCUCAAACUUCUGUGAAGUACUUGCCUUGGCAUAGGACAACUUCAUCGUCUUCAGCUGGGAAUUCAAUGGGAUUAAACGUGAAAGAUGAUGUCGAGGACCUUACCACCAACAAUCUUUUCAAUGACAUCUGCAUGAUCUCAAGUGGUCAUGCCUCAACCUUGGAUAGACUAUAUGCAUGGGAGAGGAAGCUUUAUGAUGAAGUGAAGACCAGUGACGCAGUCAGAAGGGCGUAUGAGUUAAAGCGCAAAGUUUUAAGGCAGCUAGAAUCAAAGGAAGAAAGUCGCCACAAAAUUGAUAAAACUCGAGCUGUUAUCAAGGACUUGCACUCAAGAAUUAGAGUUGCAAUUCACAGAAUUGACUCAAUAUCUAAAAGAAUUAAGGAUUUGCAGGACAAAGAGCUGCAGCCCCAACUAGAAGAAUUGAUGAAAGGGUUAAGACGGAUGUGGGAAGUGAUGCACGAAUGCCACAAUCAUCAGUUUCAAGUCAUCUCUGCAGCAUACAACGAUGGCAACCUGAAAAUCUCUGUACAGUCUGAGUCACAUCGGCUAAUCACUGCUCAUCUUGAAAUUGAACUCAGCUCUCUCGCCUCGAAUUUUACUAAGUGGAUAGAUGCUCAGACAUCUUAUAUUCAGGCCAUAGACAAUUGGCUCUUAAAAUGUGUCUUUAUUCAAAAACCUCCAAAGCGAAAAAGAAAGCAUACUCCUGAAGCCUUCAGAGGGUUUGGGCCUCCGAUAUAUGUCAUGGUUGGUGGCUGGUUGGAGAAGACUAAAACCUUACCCAAAAGAGAAGUCUCAGACUCCAUUAAGGGUUUAGCAGCUGAAGUAUCUCACUUUUUACCACGCCAGGAGAAGAAUCAAGGAAAGAGGACUAGUCAUCCAUUUUCAACACUGUGGAAGGGUGAUACCAACAGUGAUUCAGGAGUUAAUCUAUUAAGAGACGAUGUCUCAGAGGAAUGGGUUUCAGGUUUUGACAGGUUUUAUAAUAGCUUGGUUGAAUUUCUUAGUCAGUUGAAUAAAUUUGCAGAGGCUUCUUUGAAGAUGUAUGCAGAAGUUGAUAAAGAGACAGAACCUAUCAAAAUUAAGCAUAAUGAGGAGUCUGCCCGCAAUCCCAAGAGCAGCACCAAUGUUUAAGAAUGCCCCAGAGGAAAAGAUUUUGGAUGGAGAGGAUAGGCAUCAUCAAGUCAUCAAGGGUUACAUGGCAAUUAUGAUAAAAAAAAGAAUGCAUGAAAUUGUGAAACAUUUCUGUUUCAGACAGGAACUUUAAAGGAAACUGCCAUUUGUAUACUGAGGAAGGUGUUAGAGGAUGUUCAUGGUACAUUCAAGUUGUCAAUAAAGGAGCUACUUGUUUAAUCAGAUGUCAUAAACAGGGUGGUUCAAAGUUUAAAGUUGUUGUUACAUACUAGGAUAUGUAACUAACCUUUGUACAUCAAGUAUAGAAACUGAGUUGAAUUUCCAGCCCUGGUGUUCUUACCUUGACAAUGGUACCACACUAAAUUCUUACUAUCAUUCCAUUAUGUGAGUUUUAUAGGCUCUCUUCUUGCAUUAGGAUUCAGAAUACAAAGGGCAAAAUACC
Molecule: messenger RNA, 3244 nt
Organism: Rubroshorea leprosula
Lineage: Eukaryota; Viridiplantae; Streptophyta; Magnoliopsida; Malvales; Dipterocarpaceae
Source: the annotation of a GenBank genome assembly